Molecule: messenger RNA, 261 nt
Organism: Fusarium poae
Lineage: Eukaryota; Fungi; Ascomycota; Sordariomycetes; Hypocreales; Nectriaceae
Exons: 2
Coding region: 1-261 (86 amino acids)
Biological process (GO): transcription-coupled nucleotide-excision repair; transcription initiation at RNA polymerase II promoter; maintenance of transcriptional fidelity during transcription elongation by RNA polymerase II
Cellular component (GO): RNA polymerase II, core complex
Molecular function (GO): zinc ion binding; nucleic acid binding; DNA-directed RNA polymerase activity
Source: RefSeq, a predicted model, not a curated record
AUGACAAAGUUUGAAAGUUGGAAACAGCAGUUGGAGCACUGGGUGGCUCGCGUUUUCUUUGGAACCCGCUUGUCAUCGCUUAGAGACUGCUGGCUGACUUGUAUUUUUUCUUUUUUCGCGCUGCAGCUCCCGCGAUCUACAAAGACCUGCCCUAGUUGCCAGCACACCGAAGCUGUCUUCUUCCAGUCUCAGCAGCGAAGCGCUGAAACCGGCAUGAAACUGUUCUAUGUCUGCUGCGAAUGCGGUCACAUUUUCACUUGA